Messenger RNA from Rotaria sp. Silwood2, 1080 nucleotides. NCBI's taxonomy places the organism in Eukaryota, Metazoa, Rotifera, Eurotatoria, Philodinida, Philodinidae. The record is from the annotation of a GenBank genome assembly.
AUGCAACAAUACAGAGUUUUACUCUUCAUAAUUGUAUUUACCACUGAUUCAUCAGAAAUAUUUGGACAACAAUAUGAAUGGUCAGGCAACUAUCAAUGGUCCGAUGAUGAAUGUAAUCAAACACAAUGUUGUUGUCUCCAUGGACUAUUAUCUGUCAUUAGUAAUGAUACAUCAAUAGGAUUUAUUUCAAAUUUGCGUGGUAGAGAUUAUGAAAAAGAAACUUUAAAUCUAUGGACAUCGUAUCCGAGUGAUCUUACUGAAGUUUUCGGAAGAUUGUACGGAUUGACACUGAUAUAUUUAACCAUCAAUGACAAUAGUAACAUAAUUACAUUAGCCAGAUUGGAUACAUCUAAUUGUAAUUUAAAAGCUAAAAGAAUACAUGAUAAUUCUAGUGGUACUACUCUAGCUAUAACAAAAUUCCAAUCCACUAUACCAACGGCUUCUCUAAUACUGGCGAACAUCACCACAAUCUCUGAUAAGGUUAAGAGUAGCAGUAUAAACAUUGCCAUUAUUGUUGUUUGUUCAAUAAUUGGUGUAUUGCUUAUGGGAGUAGUUCCUGUUCUUUUUAUACGUAGACGUCGUCGACAAUUAUUAUCAUGUCCCUCGUUUCUACUACCGUUGUUUGAAAAUAUUGAAUUGUCGCCAAUGCUUUCUGAUCAUCGGUCAGAAAAUAAGGAACAGUUCACUGUCAUCUGGUUAGGUCUUGAUUGCAUCAAAAAUUCUGAUCGAAUACAACUACAUUCGAUUAUUGAUUAUUUUCGAUCGUUUGAUGAUCCAAAAUCGUGCAAAAAUUAUAUUAAAAUGAUUGAGUAUGAAAGCGUUUUUCUCAUUGUAUCAGUAGAAUUAACUGAAAAUAUAAUCUCCGAUAUAUACGAUCUACAUCAAGUACGAGCAAUUUACAUUUACAAUCCAUAUGAUAAUUAUUUACCAUUUCAGUGGUCCUCGACACAAACCAAAAUUAAAGGUGUAUUCAAAAUAUGGAAGAACAUUUUUCGACAGUUAUCCGAUGAUGUUAGAAAUUCAAACUAUUUUCCUAUGACAAUUUUUGAACGCGUGCCAGAAGAAAAAACAACGAAUUAA